AUAUGGAAAAGUCAAAAGUAAUCAAGCCGCAUAAGAUGUCGCAUGAUAAAAUUCUCAGGAUAACAUUUAUUGGCAUGUUAGAAAUAUAUCUUUAGCUCAAAAUUUCUUGUGUGGUUAGGUGGAUUGUUUCACGACUUUUUGGCAGCUCAGAAUGUUCCAUGAAUUCUUCAACACAUCCUUCUUGUGCUCAUCAAAACAUCAGUUUUCAUCAACCUCAUAAGUCAAAAGAAUCACCCAGAUGAGUUAGUCAUGUGUCCAUACAUGUAGAUUGCUAUAACAUAUUUAUUUGUACUUUCUUUCAAGUAUGUGAUUUUCUUCUGGAAUUUGCAUUGGUUGUCCUAAUAAAUCUUAAUAUAGUAGCCUUUGGUUCCACAAUUUUUUUUCAUAGUCUCUUCCAUACUACCUGAACAAAUUACAUCUAAAUAUGGUUCAUUCAUUAUAUUUUAACAGUUCUUUUAAUUUUUCUCUACCUCCAGUCUCCUUGAAUUGGAACUUGAACAACAUUCAAUGUUUUGGAGGCUAUCAAUUCAUUUCAUAAGUUGAAUAAUCCUAUCUUCUUUGACUCUGUCUAUUUCAUUAUCCAUUAUGUGAUGUUAAGUACAACCAUGACCAAGCAUGCAUUGGCUGUCAUGAUGACCAAGUGGUCCUCCUUUUCUAUUGACACCAAGGAUUGUAAAGAUCAUUACUUUAGGCUGAAGAAUCUAUCCAGCAUCCUAACUCAAUUCACACCCUCCUUGGUUCCCAUCGCCCAAUUGGUUAUCAAUCACACCAAACAUCCAUGCAAACAAUCUAGCGAUUGUUAGGAGGAAAGUUGACUGGAAAUUUAUUACAGUAAGCCUUUUGUUGUCUCAAGUAAGUACACUUUGCUAAAACCCCAUGAAAGAAAGAUCAAAUGGUCUUUGAUCAAAGCUGAGACUUUCUCGGUCCCCAGAAGCCCCUAGAAGCUAACAAUUAUAACAUAAUUAUCCUUAUCAUCAUCUGUUGGUUGUGGUGGUAAAUGUGGUAUGAUGGCAUGGUCCACCCCCACCCCCACCACCACGACCAUCCCUUCUUUGCAAGGGGACCAGACUCUUCUGAGAGUCUCGCAAGAGAGGCCUGCGCCUAAUGAGAAUCCUAGAUAUAGUCAUGAAUGUGCCCAAUAAAUGAGAAGCUAAGAUGGGAUCAUUUUCACGACUCAAAAGUCCCCUUGGGGCUUCUACAGUGUGGCUCUGGGGGCUUGAAUGGCCAGUCUGUGUUGGACUAGGUUGGUUGAAACCCCCCUUAGCCUGAAGCUGCCAAAGCAGCACCUUCACCUCGUCCUCUUGCAUGCUGCCAUGUGCCAUCAUCAACCUGAUCGGAGAAAGGUAGGACCGAUACAUGGGACCACAUUAGCAACAAAUGUGGACCCAACCAUCCACACCAAGGGAGACAAGCCUCAAGAGUGGUGUUCUUGCUUAAAUGCCUAACAAUGACAACCAUGCAUUUGCUUGAUGGUCCACCUGCUGUGGCGUUUCGGUAUGAAUAGGCUGUCAAAACUUAUGACAAGGGACCACAUUUUGGCAACUCUUUUAGUCUCUACUCUGUCUUUAUGUUCUGUUGAUAAGGUCGAUCUCAAUCAGGUCAACUAACAUCAGCAAUAGAGUUAAUGCAUGUAACACACUAAAUACAUUUUAUUAAAUGAUGCCGUAUGACCAUAUGAACUUAUCUGUAAAAGAUUUACUGAACUCAUAAUAUGCCAAAGAAUUUACUAAGACUUGAACGGGUUCGUCCUUUUUUAUCUGUACAAGGAUAACGAUGAACAAAUAUAUAAUGUACAGGGUUAGCUGGUGACUCCAUGCAUCUGCCCCACCAGUUCACAGGUCCAUGGGUUGGUCAGAACAAAGAACGCAGUAAGGCAAUGUGGCACAUUAUUUAAAAUUUUGAAUUAACUUUCUCCAUUUGUAUUUUACCUUUUUUCCUAAAUCUGGAUUUCUUAUUGAGAACUAAUGUUUUUAACAUCCAUACAUGGGUAAAACAGAUGCCCCAUAGCCAUAUAUCCAGAUAUAAUAGGGGAGUUAUCAGUUCUCUGCCCAUGUAUGUAAACAAAUUUAUUUUAUGACAAACUGUUCCGAUGAAUUACUAGGGAAACUGACACAUAGCAAAGACAUCACACUAACAGUUCAAAUCAAACCGUGCAUGAUUGUCAUUCAAAUUAUAAAGAAAUUUAAUUUUACUUUGGUCAACAUGACAAUUUAUUCAUCAUUAUGCUUUCUGUUUAACAGUCAUUAUCUUAUUUCUAUUUGAUAUACAUAUUUAUGUACAUAUGUUUGUAUGUAUGUAGCUACAUAUACAUGAAUGGGCACCGUGUGGUACAGUUGUUGUUACUCUAUAUGGUCAUAAGAACAAAGUGCACCUUCUGCAAUAUAAGCUUACAUUUUUUACAUGUUCAGCUGCUAGGAACUUGUUAAAUGCUAAAAAGUCACAUUCAAGUACCAAACUGAUCAUGAAAGAGGACUCUUAACCUCACGAACGUGGAAAAGCACAAGACAUCCUAGAAUGUCUUCUACUAUUUAUGGCAACCCAUGAGGCAUCCAUCAGGAUAGAAAGCCUGCUCUGUUCUGUUCAUGAUUCUUUAAUUUCACCCUCCCUUUCCAUUCCUUGCCAUCUUUGGUUUUAAGAAUACCACAGGGAGUGAGAGAGAUGAGAAGGAGCUCCUCUUCCAAGCAUAGCAACAGGAGCAUGGAGGUGGAGCCCAAGUUACAAGAGCCUCAACUGUCUGGUGCCUACAUCCGUAGUCUUGUCAAGCAGCUGAGCUCUUCAAGGACCAAAGAUCCCACGAAAUCAAAGUCUAGAGAUGGGGCAAGUGCAGGUGAAUUUUCUCAAGACAUCGCUAAAGAUGGUGAGCGCCUUGGUGACACUCAACAGCAACAAUCACCACCAUCAUCAAUGAAAGCUUUGCUACGAAAGAAACAGGUGAGAAGAAGACUCCGUACCAGUAGGCCUUACCAAGAAAGAUUACUUAAUAUGGCAGAGGCUAGGAGAGAGAUUGUGACUGCACUUAAACUUCAUAGAGCUACCAUGAAACAAGCAAAUGAGCAACAGCAGCAGCAGCAGCAGAAACAGCAGCAGCAACAACAACAACAACAGAAUCCAUCACCUUCUCCAACUCUGGAGCUAUCUCCAGCAGUGCUAGAGGAGUUGCAGCAGGAGCUGAAUGAGUAUAGGAGAAAUUCUAGGAUUUAUACUCCUAACAACACAUUUCCUAACUACGCCCACAACACCAAAUUGUCACCCUUUACUUACCCUUCUUACUCUUGGAUUUAUCCACCAAUUACACGACUAUCCAUCUCUGAUGACCUCAACAUCCCUUUGCCCAAUCAACCAUUAGGCUUAAAUCUCAACCUUCAAAGGUUCAACAAUAAAGACGAGUCCUUUUGCAACAACCUCAAUAGGAAACCAUCAAUCCAGCCAUCAUCUUGUUCAAAUUCUUCUGCUAGUAUCAUGUCAAGCAUCAAAAUACCAUGUAUCUCAAAGAUUUCCUGCCAGGCCUCUGGGGUUCCAUUGGAUCCUGCACCAGUGUCAUUGCAUCCAAUGAUGGAUGAUGAUGAAAUUGCAGAGAUCCGUUUGAUUGGAGAACAGCAUGACAUGGAGUGGAAUGACAAGAUGAACUUGAUGACAACAGCAUGGUGGAGUAAGUACCUCAAAAACAUGGAGGAUGGCCUAUGUGAAAAGGAAGAUCCACAUGAAGCAGGUUUUCAAAUGUUCAAUGAGGUAUUCAACGUGCCAUCUUGGUUGAGUAAUGAAGGGGAUGCUAAAGAGUCUUGCCUCUUCCAACCACAUAUGAAUAGCGACUACAAUGAAGAGGACUACAUGCAUGAUGCUGCCUUUCCAUGCUUUGACACCGGAGAAAUCAAAGAUUGGAAUGGAGAAUGGAUAUUAUAGUGAGGCUUAUCAUUUUUUAUAAAGGAUGAUUCAUCAUCACUAUUGUCAUAGUUUUUUUUUUCCAUUUUUCAUAUUUUCAAUAAAUGACCUUGUUAAAAAUAUCAUGGCAAGCACAUGCAGAGUAAAAUGUAAUGGGGAAAGAGCAAACCAGAUCUUUUGUUUGUCAAUUGUUCAUUAUAAGCAUAUGAUCAAAAGAAAGGCUAGAAAUAUGAUAAAUUGUUUAGAUGCUAAUCCCACCUACCACCUGCAAGACUUUGUGAUCAAAAGAAGAGAAUUGGAUUAGUGAGAGAGAAAACCCAAUAUACAGCAAUGUACCAACAGUAGGAGAAUUCUAGGUGGCCUUGAUCCACACGUUUUCUAUUUUUUCUGUUGAUGAGAAAUUGAAGCCUUAAAAAAGCAAUGGGUUCAUGAGUCAUUUGGUACUUGUUCCUUGUCUUAAUGUAAUGCACUUCUAAGCAAGAAUUAAAAUCUCGAUCUAAUAUGGGUAUCUAUCGGUGGUUAGACUGAUACGAUAAUGGCACCAGUGGUGCACCAAGUGUCAGUAUGGCCAAAACCA
Messenger RNA from Musa acuminata subsp. malaccensis (wild Malaysian banana), 4456 nucleotides. RefSeq lists its product as uncharacterized. NCBI's taxonomy places the organism in Eukaryota, Viridiplantae, Streptophyta, Magnoliopsida, Zingiberales, Musaceae. The record is from RefSeq and is a predicted model, not a curated record.